Messenger RNA from Racocetra fulgida, 336 nucleotides. NCBI's taxonomy places the organism in Eukaryota, Fungi, Glomeromycota, Glomeromycetes, Diversisporales, Gigasporaceae. The record is from the annotation of a GenBank genome assembly.
AUGUCAGACUCGGGGAGCUUGGAACAAGAAAAUGCGCAUCUUAAGGAACAAUUGCACAACUACAUCCAAGAAAAUAUACAACUUAAAAAAUUUUUGGAAAAAGAAAGAAAUAUAAACCGCUGUCUUAACAAACAAGCUAUUGAGUUGGCAUACGUUUACAAGAAAAAACUUCAAAAUGACAAGGCUCGAUUACAAUUAAAUUAUCAAAGCCGUAUUAAUGAAAACAACAUGUAUCUUAAGCAGUGUUGUGAAAACCUUCAAAAAUCAGAGAAGGAAAAGAAUAAAAUGAAAGAUGCUCAAUUAAAAGCUAUGCGAAUUUUUUUGAGUAAUAGAUAA